GGCACCCGGGCUCCCUCCGGAGACUCCAGCCCGGCUAGCCCAGCAGCGCAGCCCCCCCAGCCCCCUGCCCCCCCGCCGCGGCUGGCUCCGGGUGCAGGGGGGCCCGGGGCACGGAGCCGAUCUGUCCCGGGCGGCGCUGGAGCCGGAGCCAGCCCGCGGCAGGAACCAGCAGCGGCUGGGAUGUUUUCCCAGGGAUGGUGUUUAUAACGGUGCUGAUUGCCCGGACUCCUGGGUCCUCGGGGGAGAGGCCAGGCGGGAGGGAGCGCUGCGCUCGUCUAGCCUGCCCUGCUGUAGGACCCAGGCUCCCGGGGCUGCCCCCAAAGGACAGAGGCGGGCUGGGCCCCCGGUGUGUCCCGGCCGGGGAGCAGAUGCGGAGGAAGGGAGCGGAGAGGAAGAUCGGCGGAGCAGGAGGCAGGGAGAGUGAGGAGGAGGGGGGAGAAGGACCCCCACCCCCACCCCCAGCAGGAGACCCAGACAGCCGGGGGGGGAUGGCAGCCCCGGCGCCGGUGGGGUUCGAGGAGGUGGCCGUGUGUUUCUCCCGGGAGGAGUGGGGGCUCCUGGACGAAGGGCAGAGGCAGCUCUACAGGGACGUCAUGCAGGAGAACUACCAGACUCUCAUCUCGCUGGGAUUCCCUGUCCCCGACCUGGCUGUGAUCUCCUGGAUGGAGCGAGGGGAAGAGCCGAGGGUCCCGGCUUUCCAGGGCUCUGAGGAAAGGGAGAUCACCCUCACAGGAGGCGAGAGGCCCUGGAGGCAGAGCCAGGAGAAUCCCAUCCAGGGAAGUCUCAAGAGGCUGCAGCCCCAGCAGACCUUCCCAGGGAUAGCCCGGAAGUGGGCCAUGCAGAAUCCCAGCCAGGGCAGGGCUUGGGGGAGCCAGCCCGGGGCACCCCCGCCUGGCAGAUCUGCUACAUCCGGCCGCCAGGAGCGAGGCUUCGGCCGGCUGCUGGGCAUCCUCUUCGAGCCCUCGGCCGCGGCGAGGCCGCCUCGGCCCAGGGAGCACGGGAGGGCCCCUGAGCGCAGCAAGGGCUCCGGGAGGCCCGACAGCUGCACCGAGUGCGACAAGAGCUUCCGGCAGAAGUCGCACUUGGCCACCCACCUGCGCACCCACCCGGGCGAGCGGCCCUAGCUGUGCGCUGCCUUCGGCCAGAGCUCCAACCGGAUCGAGCACCGGCACGCCCGCACUGGCGAGACCCCCUUCCGCAGCCUCGACGGCGGGAAGGGUGUCUGCCUCUCGGCUCCAACCUGGCGCAGCCCCGGUGCCUCCACGCAGGGGACUGGCCCUACCGCCGCGCCCGGUGCGGGAGGAGCUUCUGCCGCAAGCACCGGCUGACCCGGCACCACCAGGGACACACCGAGGAGGAGCAGUGCUCAGUCUGGGACCCAUGGGGGCCGCCCCGGUCGUAGAGAUCAGGGCGGCACCAUGCGCUGGGGCUGGGACGCUGCCAUUCCCGGGGUGGGUAUUGCCUCCACGUUCUGCUGCAAUGUGAUGCUGGAGCGCCAGGGCCGGGCCCUCUGCUGCAGUGGGGUCCCGCGAAGGCGUCUGCAAAGCUCCAGGGAAAGUCACUGGCUGGCGGGACAGGGAGCUGAAAGAGCCAAGAAUGGGGAGGGAGCGUUUAUUGCUGCAGUCAGCAAAAGGUGUUGUGAUUGGUUGAUGAUAAUUAGACGGGGCUGCCACCACCUCUUGGCCACUAAAAGACUGUCAGACAAGCUUAAAGAGAAACUCUACAGCUCAAAGGAAAGGGAAUAAGGGGGACUGUAAAAAUAAAAGCCUUACUUAAGACUUUACUUUUCACAGCCUUCACUGGUUUUCCUUCUUUUUGUGUAUCUUUAAUGCAAGUGUGGAAGAAAACAAUGUCCUCACUCUGACUUUGAAGCAACAAGCCAGAGGCAGCUUUAUUAUGAGCAAUUGCAUAGGUAAGUACACAUGGGCAGGGAUUCCUCUCCCUAGGCAGGUCUCCAUUAGAUAAACAAUUAGGGCAAGCAUUUGUAACUUUUGUUACCGACAAUAAUGAUCAACAACCACAUCUUGUUUAUACAUAUUCCUUCUGAUAUCUUCCUUUUCUCAGCGGUUCCUGCUACAGUGUGUUUUCCAUUCUUAUCUAACACAAG
Molecule: messenger RNA, 2107 nt
Organism: Chelonia mydas (Green sea turtle)
Lineage: Eukaryota; Metazoa; Chordata; Testudines; Cheloniidae
Product: zinc finger protein 316
Exons: 4
Coding region: 195-1124 (309 amino acids)
Biological process (GO): regulation of DNA-templated transcription
Source: RefSeq, a predicted model, not a curated record